GUUGCGAAGAUGGCGACGGCCUUGAACGAGGAGGAGCUGGACAAUGAAGACUAUUACUCGUUGCUGAACGUGCGCAGGGAGGCCUCUUCCGAAGAGCUGAAAGCGGCCUACCGGAGGCUGUGUAUGCUGUACCAUCCUGACAAGCACAGAGACCCGGAACUCAAGUCGCAGGCGGAGCGGCUGUUUAACCUCGUUCACCAGGCUUAUGAAGUGCUCAGUGACCCCCAAACCAGGGCCAUCUACGAUAUCUAUGGCAAGAGAGGACUGGAAAUGGAAGGAUGGGAGGUUGUGGAAAGGAGGAGGACCCCGGCCGAGAUCAGAGAGGAGUUUGAGCGGCUGCAGAGAGAGAGGGAAGAGCGGCGGCUGCAGCAGCGAACCAACCCCAAGGGGACCAUCAGCGUUGGCAUUGACGCCACCGAUCUUUUUGAUCGCUAUGAGGAGGAGUACGAAGACAUGUCCGGAAGUGGCUUUCCGCAGAUUGAAAUUAACAAGAUGCACAUAUCCCAGUCCAUUGAGGCGCCUCUGACAGCUUCAGACACAGCCAUCCUCUCUGGAAGCCUCUCAACCCAGAACGGAAAUGGAGGGGGCUCCAUUAACUUCGCGCUCAGACGAGUCACUUCCGCUAAGGGCUGGGGAGAGUUAGAAUUUGGAGCUGGGGAUCUGCAGGGGCCUUUAUUUGGCCUAAAGCUGUUCCGUAAUCUCACACCAAGAUGCUUUGUGACGACAAACUGUGCUCUGCAGUUUUCGUCCCGUGGCAUCCGUCCAGGCCUCACCACCGUCCUGGCCCGGAACCUGGACAAGAACACGGUGGGCUACCUGCAGUGGCGCUGGGGUAUCCAGUCCGCCAUGAACACCAGCAUCGUCCGGGACACCAAGACCAGCCACUUCACUGUGGCCCUGCAGCUUGGAAUCCCUCACUCCUUCGCUCUGAUCAGCUAUCAGCACAAGUUCCAGGAUGACGAUCAGACUCGGGUGAAAGGAUCCCUUAAGGCAGGCUUUUUCGGGACGGUGGUGGAGUACGGAGCGGAGAGGAAGAUCUCCAGGCACAGCGUCCUAGGCGCGGCUGUCAGCGUGGGCGUCCCCCAGGGCGUUUCUCUCAAAGUCAAGUUGAACAGGGCCAGUCAGACCUACUUCUUCCCCAUUCACCUGACGGACCAGCUGCUCCCCAGCGCAGUGUUCUACGCCACCGUGGGGCCCCUCGUGCUCUACUUCGCUCUGCAUCGCCUGGUCAUCAAACCCUACCUCAGGGCUCAGAAGGAGAAGGAACUGGAGAAGCAAAGGGAAAGCACGGCCACCGACAUCCUACAGAAGAAACAAGAGGCAGAAUCCGCUGUCCGGCUGAUGCAGGAAUCUGUCCGAAGAAUAAUCGAGGCCGAAGAGUCCAGAAUGGGGCUCAUCAUUGUCAAUGCCUGGUACGGGAAGUUCGUGAACGACAAGAGCAAGAAGAGCGAGAAGGUGAAGGUGAUCGACGUGACGGUGCCCCUGCAGUGCCUGGUGAAGGACUCCAAGCUCAUCCUCACCGAGGCCUCCAAGGCUGGGCUGCCCGGGUUCUAUGACCCGUGUGUGGGUGAAGAGAAGAACCUGAAAGUGCUUUACCAGUUCCGAGGCGUCCUGCACCAGGUGAUGGCGCUCGACAGCGAGGCGCUCCGGAUACCAAAGCAGUCUCACAGAAUUGAUACCGAUGGAUAAACUGCUUGAGAAACCAGAUUUAAAAGAGGCUGCAAACAAAUAUUUCCCCGGGAGUCUACAAAUUAGGAAGCAGGAAAAAAAUCCAGACAUCAGAUGUGUUUAUUUUGUAUUUCCAUGAGAGGUGGUACCGUAUCGAUUAUGUGAAGGGACACACAGGCACCCCGCUUGCCCGUGGGCUGUAGGGAGGACUAAGGCAGCCGCACCUGGACCGGAACCACCGCACGGCCCGUGUCUGUUCCCAAGGGUCAUGUCCCCGCAGGGAAGGGCCCGGGGCCCCCGACGCCUCUGGGCCCCUCCCCGGGUUCCUCAGCACUGUGCGGGCUGCAGCCGCCCAGGAGCGCUCGGUCGGCCGUGGGGUGUUUAUGAACACCUUGCCCUCACGCACACGGCUGUGGACGACUGUCCCUAAAACCCGCACUGAACACGGAAGACGGAAUGGAAGGAAGGAAGGCGUUCCCACGAGCAGAGCCUCCGGGUCAAGUGAGCAUCUGUUCCGCCCGCGUCCUUGAAAGCCAGCUCCUCCUGCUGAAACAUCGCUGCGCGAACCUGGAGAGGAGUCUGGGGCUUGAUAAAUCUGCUUUUUAUCUGAGAACGAAUGCUCCUGGAAAUGGGUCUCCUUUCCCCCUCCCAGAAUGGGUCGAGUCAUUAUUCCACUGGCACCUGGCUUUGGACGGGGUGGAGCUCCGGGUC
This is a messenger RNA of Hippopotamus amphibius kiboko, 2379 nucleotides long. RefSeq names its product DnaJ heat shock protein family (Hsp40) member C11 (gene DNAJC11). The transcript is spliced from 16 exons. The record is from RefSeq and is a predicted model, not a curated record. Gene Ontology annotation, biological process: cristae formation. NCBI's taxonomy places the organism in Eukaryota, Metazoa, Chordata, Mammalia, Artiodactyla, Hippopotamidae. The coding region runs from base 10 to 1689 and encodes 559 amino acids.